CGCUUCCUAAGCUGAGUGCUUCAUCACCGAGCCGCCUUUACCCAGAUUGCACCUUUCCCAAAAUCUACCCGCACAGCAGCGACUCUUGAAGGCAAUGCCCCUGCAGAUCCUUCCUCGGACUCCCCCAAUCACCUCCUACGCUCCUUCCCAAGACUAUCCGGGCCUCUACGCGGAAAAUUCUCUGUGGGGUGAAAAUCACUUUUUUUUUCUGGAGUUCUCGAUACCAAGACCUCUAUAAAGCUUGACCAGACCCCAGCCAACGUCCAGCAGCAGCGUCUCGACCACCCCCAUCCGUUUCAAGACAUCAACUACACCUCCGAACAACAAUGCUAGGACUCAAGCGACUCGCCCUUGUUGCGCUUUGCGCCAUAGAGAGCAUCACCCCCACCGUAUCAGCUAGAAGCCUUUUCAACCUCAGGAGCAUCCAGCACGAUGAUGCCCUCGACAAACGUCAAAGUCUCAUGCAAAAGUACUGCCCCUCGUCGACACCAGGAGCGGCUUGCUUCUCCGAGUUCACCGUAGCGGCCCAAAAGAUUACCUACCGCAUCGCCAUCCCCGAAGUCGCAGCGGCCCCCUUCGACAUUUAUCUGCAGAUCAUUGCUUUCAAGGCCACGGCUGGAUGGGCGGGAAUUGCGUGGGGAGGCAAGAUGAGUAAUAAUCCGUUGACGAUUGGGUGGGCGUUGCCGAACGGCGGGAAUGGGUCGGUUGUUAGUUCGAGGUUUACGAGCGACCACAGCGCCCCCGGCGCCUACUCCGGCGCAACCUACACCGUCCUUCCCUCAACCACCGCCAACGCCACGCACUGGCAGCUGGACGUGCUCUGCCAAGGGUGCAGCAAGUGGGCUAACGGCUCGCUGAACCCGAACGGGGCGAACGCUUUUGCUUGGGCCAAGGCUACCAAGGCGGUCGCUAACCCGGCGAGCAAUUCUAGCUCGUUCAGCAGUCAUGAUGGCAAGGCUGUGUGGUCGCAUGACUUGAGCUUGGCGAGGGUGCCGCAGAGUGCGUUUGAUGCGUUGGUUGCUGGGAAGGCUGUUGGGGCUUGAUUUGUCCGAAUGCGAGAAGACAAUAAGGGAGUGGUUUCUGCUGAGGGGAGUACGAGGAAUCUGAACUCGAUCGCGCUGGUUUUUAUUGAUAUGAUGUCAUGGUCUGGGAUUUACGAGGAGUGUUCGUGAUCAAUGGCUGGAAGAGUCGUUACGAAAGCUCACUAGGUUGCAUUGUUGCUGUGAACAUGAUAGAAUUUUACUCGGCCAAGGACAGAAGGUACACAAAAUAAAUCGUGUUCAGUUGAGCAUACCGUGAGUUUUGAAGAAGAGUUCAAGUAUUCGAGAGUCUGACAAGAUCUGGUGAAAUGGAAAGGGAGUGUCACCGUCGAUUCGCCAUAGAAGCGGCACAAAAAUCAAGCAACACCGGUAAAUAGCCAGUGGUAGCACCUCACUCUGAGCAAAUUAAA
Messenger RNA from Neurospora tetraspora, 1450 nucleotides. RefSeq lists its product as uncharacterized. The transcript is spliced from 2 exons. NCBI's taxonomy places the organism in Eukaryota, Fungi, Ascomycota, Sordariomycetes, Sordariales, Sordariaceae. Bases 327 to 1043 code for a protein of 238 amino acids. The record is from RefSeq and is a predicted model, not a curated record.